Messenger RNA from Labrus mixtus (cuckoo wrasse), 2579 nucleotides. Its product is annotated as F-box/LRR-repeat protein 14-like. The transcript has a single exon. Gene Ontology annotation, biological process: SCF-dependent proteasomal ubiquitin-dependent protein catabolic process. Bases 560 to 1771 code for a protein of 403 amino acids. Gene Ontology annotation, cellular component: SCF ubiquitin ligase complex. The record is from RefSeq and is a predicted model, not a curated record. Lineage: Eukaryota; Metazoa; Chordata; Actinopteri; Labriformes; Labridae. Gene Ontology annotation, molecular function: protein binding.
ACAGAAGCUGGUUUGUUCAUUUGCUCCGACGCUGCUGGAAAUGCCUCUAAAGGUAAACGGAGCCUGGCUUUACCUUGAGAAAACAGCUUUGUAGAUCAAAGUUUCUGGGAGUAAAAAAGUUCUUGGACAUGCUUUGAGACGAGUCGUGGUGCAGGAUAAGUUAUUUUGGACAUUUUGGAUGGGGAUUUAUUUUCCGCCUUUGAAGCUCGCAAGUUUAGACAGCUAACAGCUAACACCGACUUUUGCUAACGUUAGCCUAGCCUAGCCUAGCCUAGCCUGCUAGGUAAAUAUCACCUAACGCCUUUCGGUGCUUCCUCCUGCUGUGUCCACUUUAUCAACAACUUAGUAUUUCUAAGUGUUUUGCUGGUUUUUUUUUGUCCUCGUAGUUGGCGCCACACAAGCAGAAUGCGUCUCUUUUUGCUACAUUACACACAAUGCUAACUUAGCUUCAGUUAGCAUGCUCUGAUAGAAGCUAACGUUUCCGAGGCACCGACUUCCACAGGAGAUAUUCUGCUGCGCUAACCGCAACAUUAUUCAGCCUGUGUUGUUCAGAGCAGUCAUGUUUGAAAUGGAGACACACAUUUCGUGCCUUUUCCCGGAGAUCCUGGCGAUUAUCUUCAGUUAUCUGGACGUUAAGGACAAAGGGAGAGUAGCCCAAGUGUGCGCGGCCUGGAGAGACGCGUCCUACCACAAGUCUGUGUGGAGGGGGGUGGAAGCCAAGCUGCAUCUCAGAAGAGCCAACCCGUCUCUGUUCCCCAGCCUGCAGACCAGGGGCAUCAAGAAAGUCCAGAUCCUCAGCUUGAGGCGCAGUCUGAGCUACGUGAUCCAGGGGAUGCCUCACAUCGAAAGCCUUAAUCUGUGUGGGUGUUUCAACCUCACGGACAACGGACUGGGACAUGCCUUUGUGCAGGACAUCCCGUCCCUGCGGGUACUCAACCUCAGCCUUUGUAAACAGAUCACUGACUCCAGCCUGGGGAGAAUCGCCCAGUACCUGAAAAACCUGGAGGUGCUUGAACUUGGGGGUUGCAGUAACAUCACAAACACGGGGCUGCUGCUCAUCGCUUGGGGUUUGCACCGGCUCAAGAGUCUCAACCUGCGCAGCUGCAGGCAUGUGUCCGACGUGGGCAUCGGUCACCUGUCCGGCAUGACCCGCAGCGCAGCAGAGGGCUGCCUGUCCCUGGAGAAGUUGACCUUACAGGACUGCCAGAAGCUCACCGACCUUUCCCUCAAACACGUCUCAAAGGGGUUAAACAAGCUCAAAGAACUCAACCUCAGCUUCUGCGGAGGGAUAUCUGACGCAGGCAUGAUCCACCUUUCACACAUGACCCACCUGUGCAGCCUGAACCUGCGGUCCUGUGACAACAUCAGUGACACGGGGAUAAUGCAUCUGGCCAUGGGCUCCCUCCGGCUCUCUGGACUCGACGUCUCCUUCUGUGACAAGAUCGGAGACCAGAGCCUGGCGUACAUAGCUCAGGGGCUGUAUCAGCUCAAGUCCCUCUCUCUGUGCUCCUGUCACAUCAGCGAUGACGGCAUCAACAGGAUGGUACGCCAGAUGCACGAACUGAAGACACUCAACAUCGGACAGUGUGUGAGGAUCACAGACAAAGGGUUGGAGUUGAUAGCUGACCACCUGACCCAGCUGACCGGGAUCGACCUAUAUGGUUGUACUAAGAUCACCAAGAGGGGUCUUGAGAGGAUAACACAGCUGCCGUGCCUUAAAGUGUUAAAUCUGGGACUGUGGCAGAUGACUGAGAGCGAGAGAGUGAGGUGAAAAUCUCUCCUGAUGUGUAUAGAGCUUGGUGAUGUACUGAGCGGGACUGCCUGUAUUCAUUCUUAAUUUUUACUUGUGACUAAAAACCAAGGAGGGGGACUCUGCAUUGAUCACUGGAAUAUUGCUGCAAUACUCCAUUUUCUUAUUCAUAAUAAGUGUCGGCCUUGUGCGCUCUCUUUUUUCAUGUGCAUUGUUUUAAUCUCAGCCUGUGUACAGUUCUUACUCUCUAGCUACCUCACCUGUCAAACACAGGAGUGCCUACUAUCGCUGAAUACUAAAUAACUUGCAUAUUUUUGUGACUUACAAACUGGAGAUUUUUGAUAUUUUAAGGUCUCGUUGAAGAAUAACAGUUAGUAGGUGUUUAACCAUUAACAGAAAGGCCGGAGGACCUUGGACUACAUUUUUGGAUGUCUCUCUGGCUGAUAUAAGUUUUUCUUGUGUAACCAAUAUUUUUUUGUAUUGAAUGACUGUUGUUGACAAAAUUGUACUUCAAAUUGAAGUGGUUGGAUCGCUCCUGUCUCUCUUUGUUUACCUAAUGUAUAGUUGGCUUUGUUUCAUAUUCCUGAGGAAAAUAAGUAUGAUUGCUACUCCUUCUAAAAGGGUUAUCAACAGAGCUACAGUAAGGCGUAGUGAUUCACAGCUGCCAAGGCUUUAUGCAAUACCUUAAAAACUGUUUAUCAGUGUUUUUUCUCCUGAGGAGCUUCCAACAAUAGUGUCAGAGUAUUUGUUUAAAAAAAGCAGUAAUUUAAUAUCGUUUUAUAUUCAUACAGUAGUGAUAUUUAUGAAUAAAGAUGGCAAUUAUGUUUCA